Molecule: messenger RNA, 1296 nt
Organism: Plenodomus lingam JN3
Lineage: Eukaryota; Fungi; Ascomycota; Dothideomycetes; Pleosporales; Leptosphaeriaceae
Source: RefSeq, a predicted model, not a curated record
AUGGCAUUCAUACAAAAGGGCGUCAGGAACAUUCUCCAGAGGAAUCCACAUGAUGUAGUGUUUCUCUCAGCACUUCGUACACCAGUCACACGAGCAAAGAAGGGUGGAUUGCGAGAUGCCUAUGACCACGAGCUGCUCGGAGCUGUAGGCUUGACCCAGUUGUGCAUGGACCGUAUCUCAAUUGCUAACAUGCUCAAGGUACUCAAAGCUACAAUCUCCAAAUUCCCAAAUCUCGACCCUGCAAAGAUAGACGAAAUUACAAUCGGCACCGUCCUGGCCGAGCUUGGUGGCUCAAAAGCUGGCCGAAUGGCCGCAAACCACGUUGGCAUUCCUACCACGACCUCAUUUAGUACCGUGAACCGCGCAUGCGCCUCCGGUCUUUCCGCUAUCACAUCUAUCGCCAAUUCGAUCGCCGUCGGGCAAAUAGAAGUUGGUAUCGCUGGAGGCAUGGAGAGCAUGACGCGCAAUUACGGCAGCCGUGCCAUUCCCACAGAGCUGUGGCCCGAGAUGAAGGACAGCCCGGUCAAGCAAGCGAGAGACUGCAUAAUGAGCAUGGGAAUCACAAGUGAAAAUGUUGCAGAGCGCUAUGGCGUUAGCAGAGCGGAUCAGGAUGCUUUUGCCGCACAAUCCCAAAAGAGAGCAGCAGCCGCGCAAGCAGCUGGUCGCUUCGACGCGGAGAUUGUCCCCGUCACCACGCGAUGGAUCGAGCCUGAGAACCCAGAGACUGUCAAGGAAGUUACUGUGACCAAGGACGAUGGGAUUCGCGCAAACACCACAAUCGAGAAGUUGGCCACUAUGAAACCAGCGUUCAAGAGCGACGGUACUAGCACAGCUGGUAACAGCAGUCAAGUCUCGGAUGGCGCCUCUGCGGCCCUCAUGAUGCGCCGGUCUACCGCCACAGCUCUCGGUCUUGAAUCCCACAUCAUCGGUAAAUGGGCAGGCACGCAAGUUGUGGGCUGCCAGCCCGACGAGAUGGGCGUUGGUCCUGCGCUUGCCAUCCCCAAGCUUCUCAACUACACCGGCCUUGAGACAUCGGAUGUGCAGUUGUGGGAAAUCAACGAGGCUUUUGCCAGUCAGGCACUGUACUGUGUGAGGAAGUUGGGUUUGGAGAACAAAAUGGACAGGGUGAAUCCAAAUGGUGGCGCGAUUGCGUUGGGACAUCCGCUGGGGGCUACCAGUGGAAGGAUGUUGGCGACGCUGUUGAGUGAGAUGGAGAGGAGUGGGGAGCAGGUUGGUGUGCUGAGUAAAUGCAUCGGAACGGGAAUGGGAAUGGCGAGUUUGAUUGUCCGGGAGUAG